AUGAUAGGAAAAUUAUUGCUGGCUCGCAAUGGUGCAGUGAAAAGAGUCGCUUUUGUCAAAUUUCCGAGCACUUUUGCUGGAAAAUUACCCACUUUAGACGGUGUGAGGAUUGCCAGAAGCUACUACAAUGGACGCGGAAGGUCUGCGGGAGGAAACUCAAAUAGACGCGAGCGUUGGGCUGGUGGAAGAAAUCGAGCUCCAGCUGGCGACGAUGCCGAAGCAGCAUCGCUACUGCGCGGAUCGAAACUAAAUCAAACCGUUGUACAAGUACCACACGAUCCAAACCAACAGGAAGUGACGCUGGAUGCUCUCAGAGAUGAGGGUGUGUUGCAUAAGGACAUCCACAGGGCCGUAGCGCGCAUGAACUUUGCGAGUUUGACACCCGUGCAGCAAAAGACAAUGAAACCGAUCCUAGCGACCAAAGACGAUGUUAUCGCGCGCGCUAAAACCGGUACUGGUAAGACUUUGGCCUUCUUGGUGCCAAUUUUUGAGCACUUGGUGCAGACGCGCGUCCAGUCUCCAGACAUGGUUAAAUGCGUAAUCGUCGCACCCACCCGAGACUUGGCCUUGCAGAUUGACUCCGAGAUUUCCAAGCUUCAAAGAAACAACCACAGCUUGAAAAAAUUUCGUUCCAUUGCCUUGAUUGGUGGCAGCAACUUCCAGAUGGCUGUGCGCAGGAUGUUCAAGGAAAGACCCAACAUCGUUGUUGCGACUCCAGGUAGGCUCAUCGAUGUUCUUUCCAAAUUUUCGGACGAAUUUUUCAGGUUUGUGGACUUCAAGGUCCUAGAUGAAGCAGACCGUCUUUUGGAGAUUGGGUUCGACGAAGAUCUGCGGGACAUAUCGAGGACAUUGAAUACUUUGAAUGCAGAGGGUCCCGAUCACAUCAGAACGCUUCUGUUUUCCGCCACUUUGGGUGAUAACGUGCAGAAGUUGGCGGGUGGCAUCAUGAACAAAGGGCAAUGCCUGUUUUUGGACACGGUUGACAAGAAUGAACCCGAGGCUCAUGAAAAGAUUGAGCAAAGCUUGGUUAUUUCUGAAACCUUUGCCCACAACAUGUAUGCGCCAAUUUCGGCAAUCAAGGCUCGCUUGGAAUUGAACACUCCGCUCAAAGCGAUUCUGUUUGUGCCAACCGUUAAAUUCACCAAGUUUUAUAGUAACGUUUUGGAGAGAAUGUUUCCAUCCUUGCCAAUUUAUGAAUUUCACGGUAAGAUCGACCAGAAGAAGAGAACUCGAAUGGUGCAGCAAUUCAAACGCGCCCAUGAGGGCUUGUUUGUAUGCACUGAUGUCGGUGCUCGUGGUAUGGACUUCCCCGGUGUCGAGGAAGUUUUUCAACUAGGUGUUCCAUCUGAAAUCUCCAAUUAUAUUCAUCGUAUUGGAAGAACUGCCAGAGGUGGUAAAGAAGGGAGAGCCUCCAUUUAUCUUUUCAAGGAUGAACUUUCUUUUAUAGACACUUUGUCAGCCGAAAAGGGUGUGAACAUCAAAGAUCAGAAAGACUUUGUUCCCCAGCCAGCAGAUGCUGAAGAAUUCAAGCAAUGCAUGCGUGACGAAUUUUUGUUCAAAGAUGGCUUAGAAUCAAUGUUGUCUUUCUAUAAAGGUUGCGAGCAAGCUUAUGGUUUCCGUAUGCCUCGCGUAGCUCGUCAACUUGCCGGUUCGUACGGUGAAUCUCUAUUGGAUACCACCAAGAAAUUACAAAUUAGCCGUGACAUAGCCAAUAUGAGAUAUGGUUUGCGAGGAAGAAUCGUCGAAGAGCUAUUCGAUUCCGGCUCACCUAGACACUACCAAAGUAAUUCUUACGAUGGCUAUGAUAGAGGUGAUAGAUUUGACACCCGCAGGAAUGGAGGGAAGCAAAGAUACGAGUCUCGUGGUAAAAGCUACAGUGGGACACGCGGACGCUGGGACUCUAACAAUGAUAGCAAGAGAUUCAGCGACAGACGUAACCAGGGCUACAGUAAGGGCCAAAAUCCAAGAAUCGAGACUGAUUAA
Lachancea dasiensis is the source of this 1983-nucleotide messenger RNA. The record is from the annotation of a GenBank genome assembly. NCBI's taxonomy places the organism in Eukaryota, Fungi, Ascomycota, Saccharomycetes, Saccharomycetales, Saccharomycetaceae.